Molecule: messenger RNA, 159 nt
Organism: Miscanthus lutarioriparius
Lineage: Eukaryota; Viridiplantae; Streptophyta; Magnoliopsida; Poales; Poaceae
Source: the annotation of a GenBank genome assembly
AUGAGCGAGCGCCCGGACGUGACAAUAAUGGAGCUUGCCCCGCUCGAGGAUCUUCCCUAUGCGUGGCCAUCCGACUACACGCGCGUCUGCGUCAAGGUCGAUACUAGAACCAUGACCGUGUAUGGUGACGACUCCUACCCGUAUCCACAAGCUGGCUAA